CUCCUGCCCGUCCAUCAACCCGCCCUGUCUCGGCCUGCUUCGCCUUCCGAGCCCGGUCCUGCCGACACCCGCAGAAAAGAAGCUGCCCUGCCCCUCGCAUCGGCCCCCGUUGCUGCCUCCCGGCCCAAUGAAUCUUCUCUCCCUCUCCAAUUGCAUCCUCAUCGGCAUCCUUGUCGAUGUCGAUAAGCCCGCUGAGGUCGUCCGGACCUGCAAGCGGCUGUGGCUGCUUGGACGGAGCCCUUCGUUCAAAUAUCGAUGGCUCGUCUCUCGGCCAAGGGUCCUCAACGACCUCUAUGGCAACAUCCUGAAAUGGAGCCUUGAGCAGAGCACCUAUCUCCAAACUCCUCUCGAGAAGGAGCGACCCUCCGUCCCCAUCAAGUCCUUCCCAGCCUCGCUGCUCACGCCUGACAUCUGGCCCUUCCUCAUCGCGGCAUGCAAGGAGACGAGCCUCUACUUUUCUCCCCGCUACCUCAGCGACCACACCGUCUCUUUGAACCACAUCAUCUCGCUGGACCAUUUUUACCACAACGCUAAGGACGAGACGCCCUCCAUCCUGUUCCUCAUCCGCCCUAUGACUCUGUUCUUCUUGAUCGUCAACAAUAUGGAAGAAGACGCUCGGCGCCUUCUCUCGGCCAUUGGGUAUACCGAGGACUCGGUCCUGGCGCCCAUUUGGAUGAGCAUCAUCAGUGAGACCAUCAUUCGAUACCGUGAUGGCCAAGACGGACAAGCCCAACUGCUCAGUCUUGUUAUCGACCAGCUCCGUCAAAGCGCCGCGAGCCCACCUCCGUUUCCCACCGUCGAAUACCUGGAGAGCUCUAUAACCCAAUCACUCUGCAUCAACGGUUCCGUGGAGCUUCUCGACCGUCUGCGCACCACCUUCCACUGCAUCGAGCGCCUUAUACAGGAGUGGGGAUUGCAAAUGUUGAUUGCUGCUCAGCUCCAUCACUGGGAGUUUGUCCAGUCCGUUCUUGUCCGCUACCAGCAGCUUGGCCCCGACCAGGCACCGCCAAGCACGUUCAAUUUUGGCCACAUCAUCUCUGAAGCCGCAAAGGACGGCAACUAUGAUCUGGUGGAUCAGCUUAUGCUGACCGCCCGCGAACGCUUCCCCUUUGCCGAAUUUGAAGGAAUCUGGAACGAGACUCUCGAUGAUGCCAUCGAGUACGAAGUCCACCCCCUGGCCGUGUGCCUGAUCCAGACGGCACCCGCCUGCUGGGACUUUGAAAACCCCCGCGCUAUGGGCCACAUCGGAGCCGCGGCCCAAGAGGGCACUUGGACCCGCCGCGAGGUUCUAGAUUUGCUUCUCACCAGCAUUUCGGGGCUCGACGGAUACUCCAGCGACGUCACCAAGACAGUCAUGAACUCGAUUCACGAGGCCUCCUCGACCCACUACCAAGCCGUCGUUUCGCAACUCGUUGCCAUGUGCACCACCGGUGACUAUGUCUUUGAAAAGGCGUGCGAGCGCGGCCAAGUCGUGGAUAUGAGCUUCGCGCUGGCCUGCCUGCAGUCGAAGAGCUUGUCCGGAGACUUGCUCGAUGCUCUCCAGACAAAGAAUCUGUUCCAUCAUCUCAAGCAUGCUCUCGCCAACUCUCAGCGACUCAAGACCGACAUCGAAGCCGUCAAUUUUAUACUGAACCUCUAUCAGGCCUCGGAUCUCAUGCCCUCGCCUUCGGCCAGUAGUCGCAAGGCGUGUCAGCAGCUGCUCGAGCGAGUUCUCUUUGCCGCCAAGCAACCCGAACUUGACCGGGGUGGUCUGGCUGAGAUCAUAUUGGUGCUUUAUGACAGCCUCUCGGAUCAAUCGCCAUCCACCAAGCCCUCGAAAAGCAGCGAUCGCCUGUUGCCCUUCCUGAACCGCUAUCUGGUCAAGAUCCAUGCAAGACAUCGAGAAGCCAUCUCCGAAGGAACCGCCUUCCACCGAGAGUCGGCCGAGUCGGUCCUCAAGGCGUAUCUGGCCCGGAUUCUCGUCGCAGAUGAACUGGCCCAAGCCAAAAUCCUCCUAUCCCUGAUUAUAGAUGGCCAGUACGAGAGCAUUGUGCUGCUGAAGGACUUGGGCGUCCCGCUGUCCGAACGUCUCAUCGGGUUUGAGCACCGACAGAACUCCGAGCCCUCCCGCGACAACGAGAACAGCGAUGAUGAGGAUGAUGGGGAUGAUGAGGAUGAGGACGACGACGACAGCGAGGCUUCAGAUGUCGAGACUUCCUUAGGAGAUCUGCAUCGGCGAUUCGAAGCCUACACUUCGGCUGGAUAUUGCGUCGAUGUCGCGCAGAAGUGCAUUGAGUUGCUGCGCCGCCAGCCUCAGGACGAAGCCAAGCAGGACCCGGCCGCCUGCUUUGAGGAUCUGGCCAAGAUCGGAUACAUUUUCCAAUCAGCCCAGCUCGCUGCAGACGCCUCUGCAAUCCGUUUGAUCGCUCGGCACUUUAUCGAUCGCAAAGCCUUGAUCCCGGACACCGUUUCGACCAACCUUCUGUGCUUGCUUGCCCUGGCCGGAUAUGCUGACGAGGUCAACGAGUUGCUUGACUUGGGGCUUGCCACGAUGGGAACUAUUGCGCCGCUGACACUUCUUGAGUAUCGAGCACUCCUGAGCCUCGAAUCGAUCAUCAAGAGCUUCGAAACCCCUGACCCCUCGAUCGAAAGCCUCGCGCCGCUCCUCCGGGGAAUCUUUGCCCCGGGCCAGAAUCUGCUCUCUCGCGAGAUCCUCGUGGACACAGCGCGCUACAUUGCCAAGCGGGAGCUUUCUCCUGUGGAUAGCUCACCGAGCACCAUCAUUUGCAAGGCCUUUGAGAUUCUGCAGUUGAUCCGAGCCGUCAAUGUCCCGCUCUCGGAGUGCUCUGCAGCCUCCGACCUCUUGGUGAUUGCUCUGUGGGAGAAGCAGCCUCAGGUGGCCAUCAAGAUCAUCACUACCGGAUCCAGCAUUUCCCGUGUCACCCCGGCUCGAUUCAGCAGCUUGUUGGAGCUGAUCCGCAACCCCCUGGCCGGCGACACGCUGGGCAAAGACAAAGAGCUGACCGAUUAUCUCGAAGCAAGCUUCCAGGCCAUCAAGGGCACCUCAUCGCCCGUCGCCCCAGACACCGAUGCGACCCUGGCGCUUACAUCGCUUCUCUGGCGCACCCAGUACACUGCUUUUGAAGCCUCCUUUGCCCGGUCGCACCACUCCUUUAGUCUGCGACAUGGAUGGGUCGAGCACUGGCCCACCGUUACAUGCGAUGGAUGUGCACAAUUCCCGCUGAUCGGCCGGCGCUGGAAAUGCAACGACUGCGACGACUACGACUUGUGCGAUGACUGCUACGCGAGGCGCGACGAGCAUCACGCCGACUUGGCCUCGCAUACAUUCCGUCACGUGGAGUCCAAUGGUUCAUUCCUCCUCAAUGAGAUCACCAACUUGCUGAACGCCGGAUUGCCUCUGUCUCCGACCACGGUCAUGGAUCUGCUGCUGCUCUCGGCUUACCACGGAGACGCAAAUACCAUGGAUCGUAUCCUGGCUUACCCCAGCUGCAUCGGAGCCGUGUCCCCUGCCUCCCUCACUAGCAACCAGGCUGAACCUUUGCUCCUGAAGCUCGUCAACUACCGAUACGUCGUCAACGACAUUGCCAAGUCCAGACAGCUCCUUACCCUAUUCGAUGCCAUCCUUGGCGCACUCCAAGCCAGAUGGACCACCAGUGACCACAGCCAGGUCGCAUCCCGUCUAUUUGAAGCCGCAAUUCGAUUCGAGGACACCCAAGCUGUGAUGUGCCUGCUCAAGUACCUGAAGCCGGAUGCUGCUGCGCUUCGGCUCGCUGUGUCGGGCUGGCUGUGGCAGAUUGCCUGCCUCUUGACCAGCGCCAUGGAUUCCUCCGUGGAUGUCGACCUGAUCAUUGACGAGGUCGUCAAGCAUCUGCGAUACGGAUCGUCAACGCCAUCCCGACAAAGCGUGGAGUGGCGAGCAGCCGAGCCCUACAUCAAGAUGCGAAACCGAUCCCUCAGCGAGAGCGAACGGGGUCAAGUGUUGAACUGUCUCCUGCGCAUUCACAGUACCUUCAAUCUCUCUGCGGAUGUUGCAGUGGCCGAGACGACGUCGCCGGAGCCUAGGCCUUCCAGUACGAAUGAGUUCUGCCGCAAGCUCAUCUUUGAGCUGCAGGCCCAUAUUGGCUCUCGGCUGACACUGCUUGUUACCCGCCUGAGACGAGCGGCCGUCGUAUUCACACCAGUCAGCGUCCUCCUCAUCGAGUCUCUGAACUACCUCCUGCCGCGCGGAGCCGUGCACACGCCGGGCGAACCAAAGUUCAUCACGCAAGAGGAAUUCAGAGAUUUGCUCGUUGCUCUCUGCGACAGCGCCUCUCUUUCGGAGGAUUACUUUUACAGAUCCUUUGAAGAGGUGCUCCAAGCAUGUCCUCCCGAGAUGGCUCUGGAGCUUGAGCUGCCACGGCUGCUGAUCGAGACCAUGGGCUCGGUCACAGAAUGGGUCUGGCCAAGAGAAGGGACAGUCCAUCGCGAGUUCAAGCACCUCUUUUACUAUCUGGCUACUGCGCCGGCUCGUAACAUGGAUCUCGAAAAGCUGAAGCCGAUGAUCAUGAACCCUGCGUUCCAGUCCCUGCGACUGCUGGACGGCCCGGAAGAUACCAACGACGAAGCUGCGGAAAGCGGUGAAGGCCAACAAGAUGAAGAGAUGAACUCCUUUGAUGACGAUAUGCCAUUCCAGUGCCUCGGCGACCUGCAGACCUUCUUUGUCGACGCCGAUGAUGCGGUCCGCGGCACUCGCGAGCUCCAGACCUUUGAACAGCUCGCUCAAGUCCAUCAUGCUCCCUGGGCCAUGGUCCAAGGCGAGACGACGAUCCUGGACCACAUCAUGGCAUGGCUUGGUCGGGAUGAGGCCUAAAGCGCAUCCAAAGAGACACACGACAUCCUAUUUCGAGCCGGGGUCGCCACUUUUGUUUUCUUGUCGUGAAUACACAUCCAUCGAAUGUCCACCAAAUGUGCUUGCGGUGUGUGCGGUGUCUGGAGACGUGCGACUCGCUCAAUCCGACUGUCUUGGUACCGUCCACACUCUGCCAAGAGGGUGCGCACCAUGGCAAGAGCCGAAUGCAUGCGCAUCUCGGCUUGUUUCCAAGGGCUGCCGGCUCGCCACAUGUGGCAGUGCAUCUCGCCAG
This is a messenger RNA of Polychytrium aggregatum, 5120 nucleotides long. RefSeq lists its product as uncharacterized. NCBI's taxonomy places the organism in Eukaryota, Fungi, Chytridiomycota, Chytridiomycetes, Polychytriales. The transcript is spliced from 2 exons. Bases 128 to 4849 code for a protein of 1573 amino acids. Gene Ontology annotation, molecular function: zinc ion binding. The record is from RefSeq and is a predicted model, not a curated record.